AUGGAGUUCAUCUUGGAGCCAACUCUGGCGGCCAUGUCGGUGUCGCAGCUGGGCACUGAAGCGGACCUCGUGCUUGUGGUUACACAAAUGCUGCAGGCGGCCCUGGUGCUCUCCCCUGGUGGUGCCCACAUCAGAGUGGCAGAAUGUUCCGCAGCGGAGGAGGUCGCCCUUAUCAAGGAGAAAGACCGUGAGGAGUUCAUGCGCUACGAGAAGGGCGUCCGGGCAGGCAGCUUCGGGGGCGGCGUGGCAGUCCAGGUGGUGCGGCGGCAGGAGCGGACACGUCACAUCCUAUACACAGGAGCCAUUGUGGUGAAGAUGCGAAGUUGGAGCUGCCUGGAGGCCCACAUUUAUCAGGCCAGCAAGGAGGCCUUUGCCAUGUGGUGCCACAAUGCGAUGCACCAGAGCUACGAGCCGGUGUGGGUGGUGCUGACAGACCUUGAAAAGGUGUGCGAUUUGCGGACGCUGACCCUCAUCAUCCCGGACAGGUGGAUACGCUCCAACCAGCUCUUUAUCGAGGACGGCGGCGUGUUUCGCUGCUGCGAUCGAAGCUCGCGCUCAGCUUUUACCGCUUUCAUCAGCGGGCUGAUGGGUGCAUCUCCUCCCAGCUUGGCUGCCCUUCGUGAGCGCGCCGACCAGCACAAGGAGAAGUCCAAGCAGCUGCUUGAGCUUGCAAUGGAACCGCUGCCCGCAACCAAGAAGCCAAGACUGGACGACUGA
Molecule: messenger RNA, 717 nt
Organism: Monoraphidium neglectum
Lineage: Eukaryota; Viridiplantae; Chlorophyta; Chlorophyceae; Sphaeropleales; Selenastraceae
Exons: 4
Coding region: 1-717 (238 amino acids)
Source: RefSeq, a predicted model, not a curated record